AUGAACCAAGAUCAAGUCAACCGGCUCUUUGGCGCGAUAUCAGAGCUCAACACAAGGGUUGCUGCUAUCAGGGCCGAUAUCAACAACCGCUUCAACACCCAGGAGCAGCGCCUGACCUCUCUGCAAAACCGCAUGAGAGUCCUCGAGGAUACUGCCACCCGACUUGGUGGCCAGCCUGCCGCUGCUCGUGCUCCCCAUGGUCGAGAUUCCGCCAUUGCCAACCAGGGCCACGGUCUUGCUCCCCAUCCUGGUCGCGACGCCUAUUCCGGACAGCAGGGUCAGCCCUUAGCAGACCCGCAGAACACACCUAGGGUCGUCGGCAGCGGAGAGAACGCGGGCUUCCUUCCCUUCGCCAUCGAGCUCAUUGAGAGGAAGCGCCAGCGCAAGCCGCCUGGUGACAACCGCACCUGUUAUCACUGUCCUAAAGAGACUUUCUCCUUGGAGUGUUUCCGCGAGGACCACUUCCGUUGGUGUCGCAAGCAUCAGCGACCCAUUAUUGCGGAUCAUGAGCUUUGUGGCCGGGACUACAAGGACUGCUUGCAUGUCAAGUGGGAGGUGCACCCCCAGUGGGCGCUAAUCGUGGAAAUGUCCUUCACCGCUGGCCUGGGCAGCCAGGGCGUCCAGAACCUCCGCGAGAAGCUUUUCCCUCGUGAGCACUUUCCCGAGAAAUACAACAACGACGGCACCUUCAGAGGCUAG
This is a messenger RNA of Parastagonospora nodorum SN15, 699 nucleotides long. RefSeq lists its product as hypothetical. Bases 1 to 699 code for a protein of 232 amino acids. The transcript has 3 exons. The record is from RefSeq and is a predicted model, not a curated record. NCBI's taxonomy places the organism in Eukaryota, Fungi, Ascomycota, Dothideomycetes, Pleosporales, Phaeosphaeriaceae.